AACAACCAGAGGUCCUCUCAAUCAAUCACCGACAAACACACGGAGCCAGGCGCUCAUCUCUCGCGAGGAACGACGCCGUUAUCGGAAUCUCUACAAACAACACGAGAAUUCAUCAUUCACACGCUGUGAACAAUGUCAGAGCAAGAGUUGGAUCAAAUUGUGCAAAUAACAGUUGAGGACUUUCACCAGGAUGACCGUACAGACAUGCUGGAUAAUGAAGACAGUGAAGAGAGACCGAAGAAAAAGAGAAAAUUCAGCAACAUCCAAGACAAUAACAGCAACCAAGACAUAUCUUUUAUUAAGAACUUUUUGAUCUCAUUCACUGCAUCAGUCAACCAACGUCUUGAGGGAAUUGAAUCAAAAUUACAGGCUCUGGACGCCACAUGCAAGGCCCUUGGACGUAAACUGGACAGCAUGGUGCCUUGUGCCAAGAGUCCUAUUCAAGUCCCCAUGGUGGCAGGAUCUCCUCAGGGGGCCACACAAACUUGGAAUAAAGUGCGAUGUGUUGUUCCCCAAACAAAUGUAAUAGUAAGCAGUGAGCACCCGAAGGGCUCAAGCCAGGAAGACACUCCACUGGAGAACCUGCUCAGCAAUGCUGUGACCAGGAGGCGUCAGAACACAAUCCUGGUAAAGGUUCCAGGCCCUGAGGAAAGUCAGGAGGAACAGGAAAGCGGCUCAGAAGCCAGUGACUCUGUUUCCAAUGGUGGCCAAUCUGGCAAUGCACAGAAUGGUCAAAAUGUUACGCUUAUCACACUCAACUCAGAGGAUGAUUACCCAGGAGGGACUUGGCUGGGUGACGAAAACAACCCUGAGAUGCGAGUUCGGUGCCCGGUGUCGCCAGCUGAUAUGCUCCAUAUCACCACUAACUGCCGCACAGCGGAGAAGAUGGCACUAACACUUUUGGACUACCUGUUCCAUCGGGAGAUCCAAGCCAUGUCAAACCUCUCUGGACAGGGCAAACAUGGCAAAAAGCAGCUGGAUCCUCUCAUGAUCUAUGGCAUUCGAUGUCACUUAUUUUACAAGUUUGGCAUCACAGAAUCAGACUGGUAUCGCAUCAAGCAAAGCAUUGACUCCAAAUGCCGCACUGCUUGGAGACGCAAACAACGUGGCCAGAGUCUGGCGGUUAAGAGCUUCUCCAAGCGCACACCCCGCACUUCAGUCUCAGAGACAGAAACUGCCCAGAUUGAGACAGCCACCCAACAGACAUUGCACUACACCCUUGCCAAUCAGCAAGUCCAGUUCCAUCGUAUAAGUGAAGAUGGACAAGUUCAGGUGAUUCCUCAAGGUCAGCUGCACAUUGCCCAGGUCCCUCAAGGAGAGGAGGUGCAGAUCACACAGGACAGUGAGGGAAAUCUUCAAAUCCACCAGGUGCAUGUUGGUCAAGAUGGUCAGGUGUUGCGUGGAGCUCAGCUAAUAGCGGUGGCAUCAGCUGAUGGUGGCACCACGGCAGUAGAGGGCUCCUCCCUUCCUCCUGACAUCCAAGUACAGUAUGUUCAACUCGCCCCCGUUGCAGAUCACACCGCUGCUGUACAGGCUGCUGAACUGGCCCCAGCCCUGCAGGCAGACAUGGAGGUGAAAGAGGCCAUCCAGGGCGCCAUCCAGGGUGAAAAUGGAGAGGUGGUACAGAUUGUCACCUCUGUUGCUACCUGAGCAGCCUGUCUAGUGGAGCACAGCCCAGAAUCUGCCUGACAGCAUUGCCAGACAAGUGACAAUGGAAACAUCAGAGGUCAACAAAUGCAUACAGUUUGACAAGCAGUCGUGUUGGAAAUCCUCUGUAGGUCACUGAUCAAACAGAGGAAAUAUGCAUCCUUUUUUUCCCCUGCAAAAUGCUUAUUUCAUUGCCAACCAGAUGUUGCAAUGUGGAAAUGUUCACAGAGAACUUGAAAAGACCAUGAUACUCCAAAAGCAACUGUGAUCUUUUUGGUGUUUUCUUCCCCAGAAAGACCUGGCCCACCACAGAAUACACAGUGGGAUUAUCCUCUAUCCAGGGAGGAUGCUGCUUAUGCAGACCAUCACUCUGCCACUUCAUCAGCACACACACUUGUUUACUUCAACUCUGGAAAAUAGUGGAGUUAUUUGGAGUUAAGCUCCUUGGCUAACUCUGAAACCCCCAUGAGGGUUUGCAAAACCCCUGAAUCCCUCCUCAAACAGCCAGUACAGUGCUCAUUUCCUUGUCGUGGUGGAGUGGCUGCAGUGGAAAGUAGAUUUAGCUGAGGACAGCUACCCUUGGAUUGUGAUUAAUUUGAUUUCCUGUCACUGUGUGAUUCACUCCAUACAUACUGUGUUUCCCAGGUAUGAGCUCUGCCUCCCCUUACUUUAUUCAGCUUGAUUUUAUAUUGCUUUAGCUACACAGCUUUGUUUGUUUGAUUUGUCUAAUUGUAACAUGCUGAAAUUGUUGGGGGGCUUUAAUUUUGAAGUUUAAAGACCAUGAAAUGAGAAAAGAUGGUGCCAGUGGUAGACAAUACAAGUUGCUUGUAGAAUACCAAGGAAACCUUGAAGUUGUUUAUUUCCUCCCAUUUGUUUCUGUGAAAGAUACAUUCAUGUGAAUAAAACAUGUUUGUGGUUGCCAUAAAAUUGUGUUUUUAUUUUCAGUUUGUUACUGUAUGUUCCCUUUACUGCCAUCAACUGUGGUCAUCAAAACGGCUUCAAAGAUUUCCAAACAAGACCGUUCUUUCAUCCAUGAGAAAAAGACAACUAGGGAGAAUUGAUAGUUUGGUUUUGAGGUCUUUUUUCAUGUUGACUCAAUUUAUUUACCAUUUUGAAGUAAAUAUGUAUCAUGUCAACUUUAAUAAUUCCAGGAUUAGGCUACUGUAUUGCCGGCAGUCCUCACGAAAUACACUGCAAAAAUAAGAUGAAGAUGAAGUUUUUGUCAGAAGACUAAUUAAUAUGUUGGCUUGUGUUUAUGUUCAAAACUAAUUAACGUCUUCAAAACCAGCUUUGCAACCAACUGCACAGUUGUUUUGUCUUUCAUUAAAUGCACAUGAGAAUG
Messenger RNA from Sphaeramia orbicularis (orbiculate cardinalfish), 2989 nucleotides. RefSeq names its product BTG3 associated nuclear protein (gene banp). Lineage: Eukaryota; Metazoa; Chordata; Actinopteri; Kurtiformes; Apogonidae. The transcript is spliced from 13 exons. Gene Ontology annotation, molecular function: DNA binding. The record is from RefSeq and is a predicted model, not a curated record. Bases 133 to 1650 code for a protein of 505 amino acids. Gene Ontology annotation, biological process: negative regulation of protein catabolic process; protein localization to nucleus.